GCUGGUUCGGUUCUGGUGUCCUUGUCGUCCUCCGCUCGCUAUCGCCCAAGCUCUUCUUCAACGGUCUCUUUGUCAGCGCAUGGAGGACUUUUGGAUAUGGUCCGAGGUGAAAGGGAGUGGGAGGGUGAUGUGGGUGAGAUGGUGACUGAGUGCAACAACAAUAGUGAAGAAUCUCCCCUCGCAACUACCCCAAGCCAAGCAUCACCCGAAGAACUGGCGCUUUUAGCAAAACUGGAGGAAGCUAACAGACUUAUCGAGGCUGAUGCCAAAAGCUUAAACUCGAUAUCUAAUAAUAGUGGACACUCAAGAAAAAGUUCGGAUACAUCUCAAAUCUCCCUCACCUCUGGGACAAGUUUGUCCCAGGAGAGGGAGAAAUGUGAUGAUGGAGAUGAAGAUUCCUGGACUACUUGGGGACGAAUCGCCAAUGAUUGGGAUUCCUACAAGAAAAAGACAUCAUAUAUCAAGGAGAUGGUCAGGAAAGGAAUCCCACAUCAUUUCAGAGGGAUUGUGUGGCAGCUCCUUUGUGAUGCACACAAUUCUCCUGAAAAGGACCAGUUUGCAGAAUAUAUCAAAGCCACUUCCGCCUGUGAAAAGGUGAUAAGGCGAGAUAUAGCUCGAACCUACCCUGAGCAUGACAUGUUUAAAGAAAAAGAUGGAGUCGGUCAAGAAAGCCUUUUCAAUGUUAUGAAAGCUUAUUCCCUCCAUGACAGGGAGGUCGGCUAUUGCCAGGGGUCAGGAUUUAUUGUUGGUCUUCUCUUGAUGUUGAUGCCGGAAGAGGAAGCGUUUGCUGUUUUCGUGAAGUUGAUGAAGGAUUACAGGAUGCGGGACAUGUUCAAACCUACAAUGGCUGAGCUGGGGCUCUGCAUGUAUCAGCUUGAGAAUCUAGUCCAGGAGUUGAUGCCUGAUCUACACAAUCACUUCAACUCUCAAAGUUUUCAUACGAGCAUGUACGCUUCAUCCUGGUUCCUCACCCUGUUCACGACGGCUCUUGCACUUCCUACAGCUUGUCGUAUCAUCGAUGUUUUCUUGUCUGAAGGAAUGGACAUCAUCUUCAAAGUAGCUCUUGCUCUCCUUACAAUGGGAAAAGAUGAUCUUUUGUCUCUUGAUAUGGAAGGAAUGUUAAAGUUUUUUCAAAAAGAUCUUCCAGUUCGAGCUGAUGCUGACCCAGAAGCUCUCAUGAAUCUUGCUUACGGUGUUAAAUUUAAUGCUAAGCGUAUGCAGAAAUUGAAAAAGGAAUACACUGUUAUGAAGACCAAAGAACAAGAGGACAUGGUAGAACUGAAGAGGUUGAGACAAGAGAAUCGGCUUUUGAGGCAAAGGGUUGAACUUCUGGAAGCUGAAAGCUCAGAACUAGCACACAGGUUGGUGAGGGGUCAAGUCUCUCGUGCUGAAGAAGAAGAAACGACCUUUGCUGUACAGCGUGAGCUCCAAGCACUCAGGAUGACUCAUCUGCACACAACUCAUCAACUGGAAAUUGCACACGAAGAGAUUAAAAAUCUCUCAGUUAUACUUGAACAAAAUCACAACUCUUGUCAGUCUUCACUUGACGAGAUUACUGCGAAGAAAGAAGAACUGACACAAAAGGAAGAGAUGGUGUCUUGCCUUCAAGAAGAGCUCUUUAAAGUUCGAUUGAGAGAAGCAGAAAAUGAAGCUUUAAUAAGGGAUUUGCGGAGUAAAAUUCAAGACCUUGAGCAAGAUAAAAAGACAUUGAGGGAAAGCACUGUUGAUAAUUCAGUCGCUCACCUUCAAGAAGAGCUCAUUGCCGUCAAACUACGAGAAGCAGAAGCUAACCUCAGUCUGAAGGACCUUCGCCAAAAGUUUACUGAACUUGAAUCACAAUGGCAGAAGCAUGUUCAGGAUCAUCAUAGAAAUGAAGUAGUACCUCCUCCUGAUUCAACACCGAAAAAACUUGGACUCUUCUGGGAAAGCCGUAGCGGUGACAUACAACGACUAGAAGAAGAAUUAAUGACUACCAGGUUGAAAGAAAUGGAAGCCACCAUGGAAUUGAAAGAGUUAAAAUUGAAGGUGAUGGAACUAGAGACUCAGGUGCAGGUUAGCACUAAUCAACUAAGAAGACAGGAUGAAGACAACAAGAGACUUGCUGAUUCUUUAGAAGCUGCGGAAGCCAAGACGAAAGAACAGCUUGCCAAGUGUAGGGACCAUAUUCACCGUUAUGCCGAUCUUGAGUCUAAGAUGAAGGAUGAACUGAUGAUGGCAAGGAUAAGAGAUGCUGAAAGUUCUCAGUUAGUUGCUGAACUUACUCAAAAGAUAUCUCGCCUCGAACUGAAGAACUCAGAAAUGGCAGCAGAAGGAGAACUUAGGAGCCAUAUCGAUGAUAGUGAGAAAGUCCGUGAGCUUCAAGAAAAGAUGGGUGAAAUGAAAGCAGAGAUCAUGAGGCUUGAAGCUUGGAAGCGAAGAGGCAUGGCACGAGCGGGCUCAGUCGACACAGAGAGUGAACAAGAAGAGACCGCUGACCUUCACCUCCGCCUUGAUACCUAAUAUCACUUUUGUGGCUCUCCCUUGGGCCACAUCUACUCAUCCAGCUGCUGAGCCAGUUUCUUCUUAAAUAUUCCUAUUGUCUGGGAAUCAAAUGUCAGUUGUAAAUGUUGUUAUAGAUGUCAUAACUGUUUAUAGGUUUAGGGUUUCAAACUAUUCUAAAUGUGAUAGACUUUUAGGAAAUUAAUUAAUCUUCUUCUUUAAAAAAAAAAAAAAACUUUGAAUAAGAUAUGAAAUUGAUUGGAGAUUGUGAUUUUUUUUUAUGAAAAGUGAUUAUCAUGUAUUUUUAAGGAAAAUGUGUGAGGCAGAUAUGUGGAGGCUCUGCCUGUUUUGAAGUCUGCAUAUAGUCUUUUUUUGAUGAAAUUAGUUAAUGUAAAUAAAACAGUAGGUGACAAUCUGAUUGCUGGAAAAAUUACUUUGUACUCUUCUUAUAAUGAAUAUUUUGUAAAUAAGAUUAUAGACAAUUAUAUGAAUUUAUUAAUUUAUUCACCAACGAUGACUAAAUUUACCACUUAUAUUUAAGUUAAAUUUGUUAGAGUAUUAAAAUUUGUUAGGCCUCUGUAUUCUUUAUUUUUAUUUAAAUGUUGUUAAUUAUUAAUUAUUUUUUAUUUGUGUUAGUGUAUUUUGUUUUAUGAUUGAUACAUUAACAUAUUUUAAGUUAUCCGUCCUUUAUUUAAAUUAAUUUGUAUUUAUAUUGAUUUUUCUAUGUAUAUAAAUAGUAAUUGUUUUAUAUAUAUACAAGCUCAUUUCAAGUGAUAAUUGGAAGAUUGUGAGAAAUGAUGUUGGAAAUGUAUAUAUUUUAUGACUUUUAUAAAUAUACAUAUUAUAUAUACUAUCCAUAUUGGUGUCAUAAUUGAUUUGUUAUUAAUAGAAUAUUUAAUGGCACCUAAAAAGGUAACUAUAGUUAUGUAAUAAUGCAUUUAUGGCUAGAAGAAAUAUUUGGUAAUCAAAUUAUUUCAAAUAACCUAUAACCGUAGGAAUUAAAAUUGUUUUAUUGGAGAAUCGCUUGACUUUUUUUUUUAGUGGCCUCCUUACAGUUAGGUAAUAUCUUUAUCCCUAGGGACCACUCAACUAAAUGGUGCAAUAAGUAUUUUUCAUCAAAGUAUGAAUAUAUUAGAAAUAUAUUCUUUAGUUUUAAUUAUAAAAUAAUAAUAUAAUUAUUUCUAAUGAAUUAAUUUUUUUAACAACAAUACUGUACUUAUUUAUUAUUUAUUAAGUUGAUAUUGUCAUGAAAUUCCUUUCAAAACAUUAUAUAUAUAUAUGCAUGCA
This is a messenger RNA of Nezara viridula (southern green stink bug), 3765 nucleotides long. NCBI's taxonomy places the organism in Eukaryota, Metazoa, Arthropoda, Insecta, Hemiptera, Pentatomidae. The record is from the annotation of a GenBank genome assembly.